AUGCUGCAGCAAGCAGCAAACCCCCUUAGAGCCUGGGGGCCCCUCUGGGGGCCCCUGAGGGUCUCCCUACGUCUUACACUUUUUGAGGGGGCCCCUGGGGCUCUAUCAGAUCGUCGAGGUUAUAUGGGGGCCCGCAGAUGGCCUGGAAGCAGCAGCAGCAGCAGCAGCAGCAGUAAUGACGGCAUCAGCAACAGCAGCAGCAGCGGCCGCAAGAACAGCAGCAACACCAGCAGCAGCAGCAGCAGCAGCAGCUUUCCUCCUGCUUCUUUCUCUAUCUUUGGUCUUACAUCAAUGGUAACAGUUAAACCCUCUCCUCCUACUCUAGAAACUAUCUCAAUAGGGGCCCCCCAAGGGGGCCCCCAGGGGGGCCCCCAGGGGGGCCCCCAGACGUAUACACGUGAGGGUGGUAUUAUAUUUUCAUUCUUACCGAAGUUAGCAUCACAGAAGACGUUUGAUAGAUCAGCGCGGCUGACUGUACUGCUAAAAGCUCGGCAUAUCGGGUGUCUGCUGAGGGGGGCCCCCCUGGGGGGCCCCCAAGACGAAGAAGGGGGCCCCCUCGAGGCCCCCUGCGGUUCAGGGUAUACGUUAAAGAUAUCACCACACUCUAGCAAACCAUUGACGCAUGUUUGCAUAGCACUAAUGCAGCAACAGCCUGAACCCCUGCAGCAUCAGCAGCAGCAGCAGCAACAACAGCAGCAGCAGCAGCAGCAGCAGCAAAGGAAAGCUGUACAUUUAGUUGCAUGCACAAGAGGAGAAUGGAACUCGCUGCAGCUGCUGCUGCAGCAAUCGCUCCCUCUUUUGUUUAACUGGAAUAGAGAGGCGCUGCAAGCAGCAGCAGCAGCAGCAGAAGAAGAGACAAACCCUAACCCUAACCUUUAA
Eimeria acervulina is the source of this 879-nucleotide messenger RNA. RefSeq lists its product as hypothetical. Lineage: Eukaryota; Apicomplexa; Conoidasida; Eucoccidiorida; Eimeriidae. Gene Ontology annotation, biological process: regulation of DNA-templated transcription. The transcript has a single exon. The record is from RefSeq and is a predicted model, not a curated record. Gene Ontology annotation, molecular function: DNA binding. Bases 1 to 879 code for a protein of 292 amino acids.